Molecule: messenger RNA, 3880 nt
Organism: Musa acuminata AAA Group (dessert banana)
Lineage: Eukaryota; Viridiplantae; Streptophyta; Magnoliopsida; Zingiberales; Musaceae
Product: MYB-like transcription factor ODO1
Exons: 2
Coding region: 2826-3635 (269 amino acids)
Source: RefSeq, a predicted model, not a curated record
AUCCGAUGGGGAGCGCAGGGGUUCCAUAAUUCCACGGCGGGGCAUCGCUAGCCUCCCGGUUCGCAAACCGAUGCGGAGCCCUGCCGUCUUCUUCUGCAUUAUGGUGUCGGCUUUCUUGAGGCGCAGUUGAUGCUGUCGGUAGCGCGCCCAAAUUAUGGUUCGGUUGGUUCUUUUCCUUCGAUAAAAUUCGAAUUCUUUGAUGUAUUUAUCGGUUUAAUUGAUAUCAAGAUUGCUUAUUGAGGUACUUAAUUUUCAAUUCCCCCUCUUGUCACAGCAGAUUUGUGGGGGCAUUUGUAUUGAUCAGUGUUUGUGAAUGAUUUGGUCUCCUAAUGGCUUAAAUGGUUGGAUUAAUUAGGUAAAUUCCUGCUUUAGAAAUCAGUAGUAGUAGAAGUAGUUAUUGUCUAUUCGUGAAGUGUUCUGAUACGAUUUUAAUCUUAUCUGUUAGUAGCAGUAAUAGUUGUCUGUUCACGAGUACUGUUUUCUUAGUUGCCAAAGUUUUAUAGCGUAAAAAGAAGGCUUCCUCCAAGAAAAUUGCUGCUCAGAUGGAUUUCACAGAUCAAAUCUUUAUUAUGCAUCACAUAUGGUUGAUUGAUGAGUCAUAUAACAUACUCAGGACUGAUGAUAUUGUUUGAUGCAUUGUACGUCUUGAUUUGAGUUUAUUGGACAUGUUAGAAGAGGAAAACAAUCUGAUUCAUAAGAUUAGAAUUACAACAUGGACUCAUAGUUCCACCUUGCUGUCAUUGUUCUUUUAGAUUAAUUGAUGCCUAUCCAAAGCAUGAUCGAAACUGAUUAAUCAUUCUAGCUGGUUAAGUUAUGCAUCCGAUUGCAUGACCAAGGAUUGUCACCAAGUAAGCUCUACUGUCCCUUUAGCUUAUAUUUUUUUUGCUGUGAACCAAUUCACACUCCACUAUAUUAAGUGAGGAAUAUGGUGGUAAUAGAAUCUAGUUAGUAUCUUGAUCAAUAAUAUGACAUAUGCCAGCAUAUUUAACUUGCCCUUCAUUUUGCAGUCAGGUUAUCCCCUUGUCAUCUCUAAUUGCACAGUCUUGUACAUACAUUUGGUGCCUGCAUCUAAGCAAUCUGAUGCCAUAACAAAACUUUACGGGUUAGAAAUAACUGCCUUAUGUAAAAUCAGAAUGGUAGUGUUUAGUGUUAUUGCUUUCCCUCUAAGGAAUGUACAUGUAAUGACACCACAAACUUCUGUGCUCGGUAGCAUAGCUGGAGAUGAUGAAUUAUACUUGUCUGCAUAUCUUGGAAUUAUUGUCUUCUUUUUUGGGGGGAAAGAAUAAUAUCAUUAUGUUUUGUUCUUCAUUCUAUAAUUGCAUGCAUUAGACUAGUUUCAUGUGGAAAUUGACUCGAUCUUGACUGAUAAACAAAAUUUCACAUUCAAUGUUGCAAUUUGUGCCCUCGAAGCACCGGCAACCAUCUGGGGUGAUGGUUGGUGAGGUUGGGCACAUGCAUCUAUCUUAUGCUUCAUUCAGAAUGCCUUCUUGGAGAGUAUGAUCUGCAGCUCCACAAGUCAUUCAAUCCUACCUACUAAGAUACCACAAUGCUAUGCAUCUUUUAUUUUAACAGCUUAAUCUUCUGAUAUUUGAGGUUCCUCUGUGUUAUUUUUUGAAGUCACUGACAUCGGGUAUAUUUCUUCCAUGAAAAUGAUGCAUUUUAGGUGUGUUCUUGAACAUAGAUCUUUCCAUGUAUUGGUCCUUUUUGUUAUUUGUAUAAAAAUCACUCAUAUUUGUUGUUUGUUUUUUAAUCCUUAGUUUAGUGUGUACUAAUCCUUCCGUCUAUUCAUAUUUACUUGAAAUUACUUGUACAUCCAUCAUUUUAUAUUCAUGUGGGAGAAUGAUAUAAUUCCAAAUGGUUCUACAUUUUUAUCCACUUCCAGUUAUCUUUCAUUUAUGUAAUCAUUCAUCUCCUGAAACCUCAAUAAACCUCCAAAUGAAAGUUUUAAAGGCAACAAAAAUUUCUCUUUUGAAAUCACAUCCCAAAGGACAUAAAGCUUAAAAGAAAUGAUGUUAAUUAUUCUCAUAUAAAAAAAAACACAAAGUCAAGGACUGUAUGAUCUCCUGCAGUUUAUACAUCAGUCUAGAUUUGGAAACUUUGAAAGAUCAGCACUAGAUUUCUUGUAAAAUCUUAGGAAAUAAGGUCUGGAGGAAGAAUGAAGAAAUUUUGUCAAGGUUUCUAUGGAGUUCGUCGAUUCUUAGAUCUUAGUGAGAUUUGGCACCUGCUUAAGUAAGAAUUGCAUAGAGUCAAAUCAAGAAACUAUCAUUCUUUGUGAAAAUUGUGUCCAUUGACCCUUUUCAGGUUCUGUAUUUAUGGAUGCUCAUGCAUUAGACAGUCCUUUUCUAUCUUCUCAUAUUUUUGUGGGAAUUAUGGAGAGUGAAACUCCAAAUAUAAGAGCCAACUAAAGCUAAGCAGUCUCUUCACUGAGAGAGAUGUGAGAAAUUAGGGAAUUCAGACCUUUAGAGUCUUCCAGAGAGCCAUUGUAUCUGAUGUGCUACUCAACAUGCUUGUUCGCUGAUCUGUGGUGCGUGGUAGCCUCGACGCAAUGCUUACGCAUGUUCUUAUGAGCCAUUAGGUGAGAUCCCUCCUUUCACUACGUGGGGGAUGACGACAUUGGUGAUGAAAUGUUGAAGUAAGAUCGCGAUCGAGAGCUUCUCCUGUAGAAUGGAGGAGUUUGAGGCUUCGAAGUCCUUCAGGUUAGCAUAUCGGCAGCCGUCACUGUCACACCAGAGCAGAGGCAACACCGGUCAGAUUGUUGCAGUUGCCGGGCUGCUUUCAAUGGGGAUGGCUUGUAUGCAGGGAGAGGAAGGUGGCAGGCGCUUUAAAUGCAAGAUGUGUGGUGGAUGGGGGAGGGUAGUUCCGGAGCUUUUGACGAGGGAAUGGGGCGACGGCCGUGCUGCGACAAGCUCGGAGUGAAGAAGGGCCCGUGGUCGGCGGAGGAGGACAACAAGCUCAUCAACUUUAUCCUCGCCAACGGCCAUUGCUGCUGGCGCGCGGUCCCCAAGCUCGCGGGGCUGCUGCGGUGCGGCAAGAGCUGCCGGCUCCGGUGGACGAACUACCUGCGGCCGGACCUUAAGAGGGGGCUGCUCAGCGAGGCGGAGGAGCGGCUGGUCAUCGACUUCCAUGCCCGCUUGGGGAACAGGUGGUCUAAGAUCGCUGCAAUGUUACCGGGAAGAACAGACAACGAGAUCAAGAACCUGUGGAACACUCACAUCAAGAAGAAGCUUCUCAAGAUGGGCAUCGAUCCCGUCACUCAUCGUCCGCUCCAUCGGCAGGCGAGCCCCGAGGCCUCGCCGUCCACCGUGACCACGGACAAGUCCGACGACCAGUUACAGUCACAAGGAAACGAAGGCCAAAUACCGUCCUCGGACAACAGGAGCCCAGCGGAAGCAAGCUCCAUCGAUGGCGGCACGGACCCUUUGAUGAGCUGCCUGUGGGAAGACAGCGCGCCGGUGCUUUUGGAUGAACUGUGGCAGCUCUCGAGUGACGACGAUGGCAACAACUACGGCAGCGUCAUUGCCGGACGAAUGCCGUGGGAGGAAGAAGGAAGCUCCGAGUGGCUGCUGGACAUCCAGGACUUGGAGAAUUUGGAUGGAGAGAGAUCCAUUAGCGCACAAGGCUACCCGAGAAGGUAGACGACGAAGCACAACAAGUGUACUGUCACAACUGUGGAUUACCUAUCGAUCCCUAGUAAGCUUGGUUGGGGAAGCAAGGAUGGAUUCCUCGAUUCCUGCAAAGUAGAAGCUGGAUCUCCAUGAAGCCUUCCUUCACCCUAUGUUUCUUCUUUUCUUCCCUCUUUACGUGCAAGAAGAAUCAUGUACAUAAAAUCGUGACUCUUUUGUUAAUAAUUUGAUUAAUGAAUAAAUACAUAUGUGGCUAA